AUGAGCUGGAAAGUGGGAUGGGGCGAGCCAAUGAGCGGCGAGCAGGCCAUUGCCUCUGUGUGCCACCGCCAAUUGGACCCUCUGAGUCUGGUGCAGCUGCAGGAGGUACUUACCUACCGCUGGCAGUCAGCCCACCCACAGCCUAGCCAACCUUCGCGCUGCCAACUUCCAGGUUACCCGCACCACCGGCUUCACGCUACAAACACUGCGAGCUCCUCCAGCCUGCCAGGGCUGCCAGUGCUGGAAUCGCCCACAGGGCCGCGAGGGUCGCGGAUGGAUCGCACAAAUCGGAUAGGUCCUGCGCGAAACUUGGAGCUUCCUGGCAUGGCGAAAACGUCGAAAGGAGGCUCCCCAGCAGCUCUGCCAGCUGCUCUGCGGGCUGCGGCCUCGAUCCCGGACUUCGCGAAGUCCAGCCGAGGCCUUGAGCGCCUGCGUUAA
Molecule: messenger RNA, 438 nt
Organism: Symbiodinium pilosum
Lineage: Eukaryota; Dinophyceae; Suessiales; Symbiodiniaceae
Source: the annotation of a GenBank genome assembly